AGCUGUACAACCUGUCUAGCAGACUCAGACAGAGGUUGCACGCGCAGCAGCCCGCUCGAGCACUUCCUUAAAACUCAUUUAAGACUUUAAAGCCAGGAAAGACCGUGGUUUUAAUUACUUCACUCGAUACCGCCUCGCGCAGUUCAACAAAAAAGAGGAGGCCUGGGUGAGUGGUCGCCAUGGCACCCUUCCUUCGUAUCGCCCUCAUUACUUAUGACACAGGUGCUCUCCCGUCUCUGACUAACCCUCCCAUCUGUGCCAUCAAGAUGAAGGAGUUUGUCAGUACUGAACGAGGGAAGACCUUGGUUCAAAGAAAGCCCACCAUGUAUCCCUCUUGGAAGUCCACUUUUGAUGCUCACAUCCAUGAGGGGCGUGUCCUUGAAUUGGUUCUUAUGCAGAGCACAGAGGAGCCAUUGGCCAAGGCCACUAUAGGUGUGUGUGUGCUCGCAGAACGCUGCAAGAACUCCAAAACCAAUGGCCGUGCAGAGUUCUGGGUUGACCUGCAUCCUUCAGGGAGGGUUCAGAUGGCGGCGCAGUUUUUCUUGGAGGACAGUGAUGCAGCGGCAUGUAAACAGUCGGUGAAGUCUGUUCCUGAAGAUGGCACGAUGACUCUCAACAGGAGGAGAGGCGCUAUCAAGCAGCCAAGAGUUCAUGUCAUUAAGGACCAUGAGUUCACUGCCACCUUCUUCGGCCAGCCGACAUUCUGCUCUGUCUGCAAAGAAUUCCUCUGGGGGCUCAACAAACAAGGUUACAAAUGCAGACAAUGCAAUGCAGCUAUCCACAAGAAAUGCAUCGAAAAAAUCAUUGGCAGGUGCACUGGAACCGCUGCCAACAGUCGUGACACUAUGUUCCAGAAGGAGCGCUUCAAGAUUGAUAUGCCACAUCGCUUCAAACUAUACAACUACAAAAGCCCCACAUUCUGCGACCACUGUGGCAGUCUGCUAUGGGGUCUCUACAGGCAGGGCCUUAAAUGUGAAGAUUGUGGGAUGAACGUCCACAGUUACUGCCAGAAAAAAGUGGCCAAUCUGUGUGGAAUCAACCAGAAAGUACUGGCAGAGGCUCUGUCUCAAGUCUCCCAGAAAUGCCUGAAGAAGACUGACAACUCCGGAGCAGAUGACGUUGGGAUUUAUCAAGAACUCCAGAAACCAGCGACAGAUACUAAUGCUGGGAGCGACAGCAAGCGCGUGAGCCCUGCCCCAGCUGCUGUUACAGUUCCCCGAGUACGUCUCACCCUCAGCCAUCUGGUCUUCCUGAAGGUGCUGGGCAAGGGCAGCUUCGGCAAGGUGCUGCUGGCGGAGUUGAAGGGACAGGGUCAGUAUUUUGCUGUGAAGGCUCUGAAGAAGGAUGUAGUUCUCAUGGACGAUGAUGUUGAGUGCACCAUGGUGGAGAAGAGAGUCCUGGCUCUUGCUUGGAAGAACCCCUUCCUUACUCACCUCUACGCCACAUUCCAGUCUAAAGAGCACCUCUUGUUUGUAAUGGAGUAUCUGAAUGGAGGCGACUUGAUGUUUCACAUUCAAGAUAAAGGCCGCUUCGAUCUCAACAGAGCCACAUUUUAUGCAGCUGAGAUAGUAGUUGGACUGCAGUUCCUCCACUCAAAUGGAAUUGUGUACAGAGAUUUGAAGCUGGACAAUGUGAUGCUGGACAAGGAUGGACACAUAAAAAUAGCAGACUUUGGCAUGUGUAAAGAGAAUAUCUCUCCAGAAAACAGGGCCACCACAUUUUGUGGGACACCAGACUACAUUGCACCAGAGAUCCUGCUUGGACAAAAGUACACAUUCUCAGUGGACUGGUGGUCUUUUGGUGUGCUGGUGUACGAGAUGCUGAUUGGUCAGUCACCAUUCCAAGGUGAUGACGAGGAUGAGUUGUUUGACUCCAUCAGGUCAGAUGUUCCUUACUACCCUCAAUGGAUCACCAAGGAGUCCAAGAGUCUGCUUGAACAGUUGUUUGAGCGAGAGCCCAGCCGCAGGUUGGGCGUGUCAGGGGACAUCCGUGCACACGCCUUCUUUAAAACCAUCAACUGGCCAUUACUGGAAAAGAGACAAGUGGAUCCCCCUUUUAAGCCCAAAGUGAAAUCACCCAGUGACUGCAGCAACUUUGAUCGUGAGUUCCUGAAUGAGAAGGCGCGCCUCUCCCAUGGCGACAAAAAUCUGAUAGACUCUAUGGACCAGAAUGCGUUUGCUGGUUUUUCCUUUGUCAACCCCAAACUGGAGAAUGUGAUAAGCAAAUAAAAAAAAUGGCAUGGCCAGAAUCACAGUUUUAGCCCAGCACUCUAAAAAAAUGUUUCUUUUUUUUUUAUUUGUAUUCUUCUUUUAUUUUGUAUUUAGUCUAGGAUCAACCAGACUUAAGCUUGACUAUGACUUGUAAAGUCCCUCUGUUAGAGAAUGAAGGAAAUUAUACCAAGAUAUUUUCGGGCAUCUAAAACUAGAAUCCUGUCUCAGCUGUGAGAAUAUAAACCUUCAGAAAAGUCAGGGAGUGUCAUUGUUGUUGAUUCUUGGGGACUGUCAAUGAUGCAUUCAGGAUUUCUUUUUAAACUUUAUAAAAUUCUUAUGAUUACACUUUGGAUCUAUAUGAAUAAUUCAGUGGGCUAUAUCAUGAAAUUUGAAUUCACAGGCACAAGUGUGACGCUUUCAUUUAGUCACAGUACUGUAUACACCUGGCAUAGCGUACAUAAGCCAAACAAGUUCAGAACUUACAUUUGGUGUGUGCUCUGUCAGGUGUAGGUGUGUGCUCUGUCAGGUGUAGGUGUGUGCUCCUUCAGGUGUAGGUGUGUUUACACCUGGACAUGCUGCAGCCAGUAAUAUUAAUUUGUUGAUGAAUCCUGAUAUGAUUCAGCUCUUAUAAAAAAAAAGCACUGUACUAAAAAUGUGGAGUAAAUUGAAAUUCUUCUGUAAAUUAUAACUUU
Melanotaenia boesemani (Boeseman's rainbowfish) is the source of this 2902-nucleotide messenger RNA. Its product is annotated as protein kinase C delta type-like. The transcript is spliced from 17 exons. Gene Ontology annotation, biological process: protein phosphorylation. NCBI's taxonomy places the organism in Eukaryota, Metazoa, Chordata, Actinopteri, Atheriniformes, Melanotaeniidae. The record is from RefSeq and is a predicted model, not a curated record. The coding region runs from base 180 to 2228 and encodes 682 amino acids. Gene Ontology annotation, molecular function: diacylglycerol-dependent serine/threonine kinase activity; ATP binding.